AUGCCAACUUUCACGGUGAAGCCUUUGCCUCAGGAAGCAGGCAAAAAGACAAACUUCGGGGCCAUUGUCGAUGGUAUGGAACCGGGAAACAUUGAUGGCAACCUGGACUUGAAGGCACUUCGCGAUACAAUCUGGGCCAAUAAAGUGAUUGUUGUGAAAGGGCAGAAAGAUCUCCUGCCAAUCCAGCAAUGGGAACUUGUAACUCGCUUUGAUCCUGACGCACCACAAGUCCAUUCUCAUGGUGAUGUUAAGACGUUUAACAAGAAUGGUGGCAUACUGUCUGCGAGUCGAGAGGUCCUUGGUAUACCAGGCGCUGAGAACGUACGUCUGAUCGGCAAAUGUUACCAAGGCGCAGAUCACUACGGUAUCAAGGAUCGAACCAUCACAAAGCCAUUGACUCAUGACUGGCAUGCGACAAAGCUAUUCGAUGACGAUUUCGAGAACGGCCACACACGCUUCCAACGAUGGCACAUGGAUGCCCCUCUAUAUGAACGAGAUCCUGCCUGGUUUACCACUCUUCGCUGCAUCAAACGCCCGACGAGUCCCACACUGGCCAUUCACUGGGACGACGGCUCCGGUCUCAAAAUAGAUACCGAACCCGGCCUCACUGCCUUCUUCAGGAAUAAGGCUAUAGCCGACCACAGUUGGGUCGAGUAUGCGCCAUAUCCCUACAAAUGGAUGGGAAAGUGUCGCGGAAACCCUAAUGGCUUGGACGUUGCCUCAGAAGGGCUUGAGGCGAGUGCUGAAGAUCUGGGCGAAUGGAAGGACGAGCAUGUAAAGCGAUACCCCAUGGUCUGGCUGAAUCCAGUCACGGGCGAAAAGGCUUUCCAAGUUAUCGAUGAUGUCGUCAAAAUCAGAGCGUGGGUGAAGGCUAUUCAGGGCCGCAUCCUUCGCCCAGAGUAUAUUAUGCUGCCAAAGGUUGAAGAAGGCGACGUGAUCAUAUGGGCUGAUUGGCAAUGCUUCCAUUCUGCCAUCGACUACCCGUCAAAGUAUGGUCCUCGGACUAUGCAUCAAGCCAACAUCGGUGCCUUCUUGGCGCCUAUUGGCCCUGUCCCCGUUCCUGCUAAUUAG
Aureobasidium subglaciale EXF-2481 is the source of this 1071-nucleotide messenger RNA. RefSeq lists its product as uncharacterized. The transcript is spliced from 5 exons. The record is from RefSeq and is a predicted model, not a curated record. Lineage: Eukaryota; Fungi; Ascomycota; Dothideomycetes; Dothideales; Saccotheciaceae. Bases 1 to 1071 code for a protein of 356 amino acids.